Penaeus chinensis is the source of this 5400-nucleotide messenger RNA. RefSeq names its product mucin-17-like. The record is from RefSeq and is a predicted model, not a curated record. Bases 556 to 4803 code for a protein of 1415 amino acids. NCBI's taxonomy places the organism in Eukaryota, Metazoa, Arthropoda, Malacostraca, Decapoda, Penaeidae. The transcript has 2 exons.
CAAAGCUUAAUUAAUCGGAUACGUGGAUGUCUGUAAUAAGCAAUGAGAAACAUAAUUGCGCUGUUGAUUCGAGGAAAAAUUACCGAACGUUUGAGAUCAAAAGUUUAAAGGUUGUUCCAGAAAAUUUCGUUCCAGUGACUUGUACGUUACUUUUCCUUUAUCUUUCUUACGACACAGUCAUAUGAAAUAUGAACACUGUAUUAUGGAACGAUAAGAAGAGGCCUUAAACAAGAGGAGAGAAAAGAAGAAAAGAAGGAAAAGAAAACAGGAGAGAUAACAACUGAAAGUGGGAAAUGUAUAUUUAAAACCAGUGGAAUGGAGUGAGAAGGAGAGAGUUGUGAAGAGCCAUCUUGCUUGGGGACGAAAGCUCAGCUGCGGCAGUAGAGAUCCAGUGCUCCGUGUGACUACCUCGUCUCGCGUCUCUUCUCCAGGCGCUGCUCCUUGUUAUCGUAUUUUCCGUUUCCGAAACAUGACUGAGAAAUAGUGUGGGAGGAUAUGUGCUGUUGGGAUAUACGUAUAUAAUCUUAUACGUAGCUUCAAAGGAGUUUCGCCAACAUGCAGCUUGGCAUAUUGGGUAUGUUGACAUUAUUAAUAUUUUUACUGUGCAGUACAUGUGCUCAGGAAACUGAUGAUGCCCAGGUUAAAGAGCCGUUUGAGAGCGAGAAGAACAUGCCCGGCGCCGGCGUUGAGGAUGCAAGUGACAAAGAUGGAGGAGCUAGAAGUCAUUACGAAGUAGAAGAGACAGAUAUCCUUAUCAACCCCAGUCGGCUGUACAAUCGUGUGAAGGAGCUGUAUGACAUGCUCGCCCACCAUCGUUUGUACUAUGACCUUCUCUCACGCCAAGACUUCCAUGUGAUUGUUGACGAAGUAACUCACUUGCCCCAAUACUUCAGCGACCUGGCUUUCCAAGACGCAGACCUCACACCUGAUAGCAGAGAGGCCCAACCCUUUGACUUAGACUAUGUGAAAGCAAAAGUUAAAGUGCCCGUUAAUCCAUCUCUCUUCAAGUCAGUAUACAAGCUCCACCAGCAGCUGAAUCAGGUAGAGCCGCUGGUGCACAACGCCGCCUCUGCCCUCCAGGAGGUCAUUCCCCAGUAUCAUCUAGAUGAAGCUGCGGCCAUGGACAUGAUUCAUGAACUUCUACCUCAACUAGGCGUUCAAAUGGAGGAAGUUGGCGAUCUUGUGCCACUGACAACUCCGCCGACCAGUAUUUCCUCGUCGCUCUCUGUCACUUUCCAUUCCAGCGAGCAUAACAUCCCUACAUCGACUUCAUCUCAGUCAUCUGUCCCUAUUACUAAAUCACCAAUGGCGAACCCGCAAGCCACUCCAAUGCCGAUGGAAUCGACAGUCUCCACCUCGCCUUUUGUAGUUCCAAAUGUCAAUGAAAAAACAGUGGAAACUAUUAGAAACAUAGUGUCAUCUGUCAACAGAAGUGAGGCCAUACACGAAAUCAGUCAAAUUCUGUCAAACCAAACUGAUAUGACUCAGAACAAGACUGAUAUGCCACCAGGUAAUGUUGCAUCUCAUUCUAAACAACCUUCAUAUGCAACAAACUAUCAAAUUGGAGGAAACAGUGGUAUUAAGAUAAUUCAAGAGAUAAAUCCCAGUAUGUUCUGGUGGAGACCCCCUUUUGGAAACAUCCCUGUCGGCCUAUUGCCUCUUCAUAACAACAGAACGCAAGAUGCUAGUGAUGCGACAACACAACGCCCCUCACCCAUUACUGACUGGGUAGUUAAUCCCGACGAAUCUGAACCUUUUGAUGAUGAUUUACGCAAUACGAAGGAACAAUCAAAUCCAGUUGAAGAGCAAGAAAAUCUCUCUUUCACCCCGACCAACACCGUAAACAUCAUUGAGACUUCACCCCUUUAUCUCGGAAAUCAUUUUAGUCUAAGACAUCCUCCUCAAGGAGGCUUCCUCAUCCCUGCUGAUGAAGACUUUACACCUGAGCCUUCCUCUACAGGGUUUGAGCUUCAAAAUGUCCCCGCUAUAAAUGGUAUGUCUUUGGAGCAUGGACAACAAAUAUCUCUCGUCCGAACUCCUACUCUCCCCGCUCAACUCCAGGAAACUCCAUCAGAACCAUUGAAAGUAAAGCCAAUUUUAACAGUGAAGGAUAGUCUUUUCCGCCCGUCUCUUUUCUCCAUGCACGCUCCAGUAGGUACGAUUCAGUCUUCUCAAAUAGCAGAAGUAUCUAACAAACAUCAACAACCUCCAGAAGCGUUCUCGAAUAUGUUCUCUUUUUUGUCCCCAUCCACAACUUCCCCGGUGAAUGUUAUUACAGUUGAAUCAGAACCGUCAGCAGCACACAUGUUUCCUUCCCCAUCAAAACCACAGGAAGAUGUUACUGAUGAACUAAAUGAUUUCCCGUCUUUGCAUUAUAAUUUAGAAACAACAGAAGAUGAUACGAUGCCAGUCAAUCACGAAACUGAAGUAUCUACUACUGCUCCUAUGAUUACUCUGAGUGUUUUACCAGAUGAACACUUUCCCGUUCCAACCCACUCACCCCAGGACUCGAAUCAAUUGUUUUUAUCCAGAGUCCAAGACAUGCAUAAUUUACAGUCACCGUUAUCUUUAGCUGAGCAAGAUUUAAAGUCCCAAUCGUCUAGUGUUUGGGAAGUGCAUGAACAAAAAGACACCGGGAAUAGAACGUCUUUGACGCAGAGUGCAUUGGAAAUUAUGCAUCAAUCACUCACCACUCAGGGCCCAAGCAAGGCGCCACUGGCUAAUAAGGGGCACAUAGGCAUGGUGAAUUUUUUUAAGGAGUGGAAUAAAUUCUCGAUCAUUCAUCAAGACUCUGAUAUUCCUAGUCAGGCAGGUACAGAAGCACCUUCAAUACAUCAAAACAUAUCUUCGUUUUCUCAGGGAACACAUUUUGGUGAAAAUGACUCGGGUGCAGAUGUUAAUGCCGAUUCGCAUUAUGAUAUCAAUGUUAGUAUAGCCUUUGGAAAUAGGGAUAAUUUUAAUGAGGAUACCGACCAGGCAAUUAAUAAUUAUGCUGAGGUAUUUUCAACCAUACCAGUAGAUGCCACUACAACAUCAGAGCCUCAGAGUGUGGACGUGCAUCUCAACAGUCAUCCACAUCAAAUAACUGAUUCAGACUACUACACUUACAAUGACUAUUACUACUACGAUAACUACAAUUACUAUGAUUACCAAGGGUAUGAAGAGCAGGCACCAAUAAGAGGGAGAGCAGAAAAUUCACCCCCAGAUAUCGAAAUUUCGCUCGACAUCUCCAAAAUUCCGGGCGCCGUCCCGGUGUCAACAGAAGACCAGGACCUGCAGGAGUCAGUUCCUGAGGCAGCCUCGCGUUCCACUCUCCGACCACCACCUCGACGACCUGCUCUAAGGCCCCGUCCAAGACCAGAAGUUAAUAAUAGUAUAAGACAGAGUACAGGUAAUACCUUACGGCCCCACCCUAAUAGGCCAUUUUCCCGACCAAUCCCCAGCAGAACAAACUCAAACAAUCCUUUAGGCUUCCCGCGACGCCCAACCACGACGACACCACCUCCUCCACAAGCUAUCGACCGUCUUAGUCUGUUAAUGUCCCAAGGUGGUACCACUGUGCCUCCCAUCACCUCCACGACUCGCGGAGGGCCAACCCGCCAACAGUUACAGGAUGCCCUUCAGUUACUGGUAGCACUGCAGGAAAAUUUCAAUGAAGAAUCGACCUCAAGGCCCCCAGUUACCCAAUCACCAGUUUCGGCAUCCAUUAUUAACCUUCCGAAUCCUCAGAAUUCUGGCACUGGAUUCCAAGUCUCGUUGUCCCAGAGGGUUUCAGGACAGAACCAGCAAUUCGAGGCUUCUGUCGGUGAGCCAGUAUAUCCUCCAGCGCCUCCUCCAUUCCCUGGCCCUCCUGGACCAAUUCCCGUCCCUAGUGGAGUUUUAACAGGUGCCCCAUAUUCUGGCAUCACAAACCGGCCAGGGGCUCCCGUUCCUAAUCCCUACCCUGGGUACGGACCCGGAUCUUUCUCACCAUUUGCACAUGGUUAUCCUGGAUAUCCUUCAUCACAAUACCCUUAUCCACCAAACCAAUAUCCUUAUUACCCACCUUACCCUCCGUACCCAUACCCAUAUCCCCAGUCCCAUAAUGGGUGUCGAGGAGGCGGGGCGUCGACCAGCACUUCAACGGGGCCUGGUUCCGCAGCAGCCGCAGCAGCAGCAGGGGGAGGAUGUGGCGGAGGCUCUACAUCAACAUCCACGUCAGUUGGCCAAAGUGCCGGCGCAGCACCCGGCUCCGUGUCUGUAGGAGGAGGCACUCCAACCAAUCCUUCACCGGCCGCGGCUCCUCAACACAAUAUGUUUAGUGCUCCUGCACCUCCGCCUAGGGACCCUGCUCCUCCAGCUCCUCCUUCUACUCGUCCGCCGCCCUUCAGCAUCAGCUUUGGCACAGGGUCGACCACGACGGAGGCGCCGGCGGUGUCGCAGGAAGAGUACAAUAGCGUUGUUUCAGCUCUCCACACGCUCAUGUCGUACCUCAACCGCACCAACACACAGUCUAGAGACGAAGUGCCGGCGCCCCCCGCCCCGCCGCCGCCCCCCAGCCGGGUCGUGGCACUCCCGGCACCUAACAUACUCUACUACCCGGUGCCCGCGUCACGCCCUCGUACCACGACCUCCAGGCCGAUAGCUCGCCCUUUCCUCCAUCAUCUGGAUAUCCUUCUAGCCAGGCCGGCGGGUCCCAGACCUCCGGCACCUCCUCCCAGGCCCCCGGGCGUCAGCUUGCCUCAGAACCUUCCGUAUGGCGGCCACAUCGGACAGGGUCAACACGGGCAGCUGGAGGCCGUCAGGCCCUGCGUUGCGUGCUGAAGUCACAAGGAGAUUCUGCCAUAAGAUGCUUCAAAACAUGUCUCUGUUGUGAUAUGAUGAAAGAAGAGCGACGCAGCGGUGGCAGUGUGAUGUCCACCCGAUAAGCUUUUCCUGUGUGUUGUUUCAGACUUCCGACUUAGACCGUGAUAUUUGCCGUUCCAGCGACCACAGCAGCGCCGUCACCAUUCAGCGUCAGUGUGGACGUCUACGUUCCAAUAUUGUCCGAGCUCCUGAGCGGCGGUUCAACGACGCCUUCGCCAGUGGGUGCUGUCACGCAGCCUGUGCUCGUCUUCAGGCCCCAGCCGAGGCCUGGGCCCUUGGGUGCUGGCGGGGUCUCGCGGAGUCCUCAGGGGCAGACUAUCCAAGAAUUAAUACAGCAAGGUUAUACUAGCGGAUAAGAGGAGUGAUAUGAAAAGGAAAACCAAUAGCUAUAGUUUGCUCGCUCUUCUUCCCGUAGCGACGACCACAACCCCAAGACCUAGACGAGGAGGAAUAGCUGGCCUUCUGCAGAACUUAUUCCGGGGGAACACCGAAACGACCACCGCGCCUCAGACAGCCAACCGACCACAAGACGUGCACGUGAUCCCUUACCCUUCG